Molecule: messenger RNA, 1689 nt
Organism: Mya arenaria
Lineage: Eukaryota; Metazoa; Mollusca; Bivalvia; Myida; Myidae
Product: dipeptidyl peptidase 1-like
Exons: 9
Coding region: 126-1493 (455 amino acids)
Cellular component (GO): lysosome
Molecular function (GO): cysteine-type endopeptidase activity
Source: RefSeq, a predicted model, not a curated record
CACACAUGAACGAUCAUGUGAUAUCGUGAGUUACUUGUAACCUUGUGAUCAUGUUUGUUCUGCUUUCAGUUUGAAGUUUAAAGUUAUUUAAAUUCAUUAUACAUUGGAGUUUUCUUCAAAACAGAAUGGAAAAGUUGCUGUGGACGACGUUGCUGGCCGCCGUGUUGAUGUUUACGGUGACGGGCCCAGUAGCCGCGGACACGCCCGCCAACUGUACCUUCGAGGACAUUAGGGGAACCUGGGGAUUCUCUCUUACAAACAUAUCUGGCGACAACUCGAUCAACUGUACGGUUGAGACGAAAUACACCCGCACACUGAAGGUCACACUGGACUUCCCAAACUUCGCCAUCGACGAGUUCGGAAAUACAGGUACAUGGACGCUGAUAUACAACCAGGGGUUCGAGGUGACGUUGGGCGGCCGGAAGUAUUUCGCCUUCUCUUUCUACGAGACCCGUGGCAAGGAAAUCUUGAGUGAAUGCUGCAAUACGUUCCCCGGUUGGGUUCACAGCAUUGAUGAGCGGAACUGGGACUGUAUGCGAGGGAUGAAACUUAACUGUGACACCGCCGUGAAGAUACAGCACGUGUCGGAGAAGGUUGACGCUUACCGGAAGAGGUUCGGACUGAAUGAAGACCUCGUGAAAGCUGUCAAUUCAAAUCAGAGCGCGUGGAGGGCCACCUCACGGACGGUUUUUGCAGGUAUGGACCGGGCGGACGUUCAGAGGAUGGCCGGUGGCCGCCUUUCUGCCAGGGCCUACCCUCGCCCAGCGCCCGUCAGUGAUCAAUAUGUCAAAGCUGCUCGUGCCCUACCAAAACAAUUUGAUUGGCGGAACAAGGAAGGUGUAAAUUAUGUGUCUCCAAUCAGAAACCAGGGAAAUUGCGGGAGUUGCUACGCGUUUGGAUCAAUGGCGUUGUACGAGGCAAGGGAGAGAAUCUACACAAACAACUCCGUCCAGAAGGUGUACUCUACACAGGAUGUCGUCAGCUGCUCCGAAUACUCGCAGGGUUGUGACGGUGGAUUCCCGUAUUUGAUAGCAGGAAAGUACGGUCAAGACUUUGGUCUGGUUGAAGAGUCUUGUUUCCCAUACGAGGGGAAGGACAUGCCAUGCCAAGAAACCACGUGCCCACGAACGUUCACACGUGACUACUACUACGUGGGCGGUUACUAUGGCGCCUGUAACGAGCCCCAAAUGAGAGCGGAACUUGUUAACCGCGGGCCAAUCGCCGUCAGCUUCAUGGUGUACAACGACUUCCUCCACUAUAAGGAAGGUGUAUACCAUCACGUGAGUGAGCUUGACGGAAAGUUUAACCCCUGGGAAAUCACGAACCACGUGGUACUCGUGGUGGGCUACGGAGAAGAAGGGGGAGUGCCCUACUGGAUUGUAAAGAACUCGUGGGGCCCCGAGUGGGGUGAGGAGGGCUUCUUUCGGAUCCGGCGGGGAAAUGACGAGUGCAGCAUUGAGAGUAUGGCGGUCGGGAUCCAUCCUACUGUCUGAAUGAUUAAAAUGGAAGUUUAAAAGGGAAGGAUUGUACCGUAACUGUUCAAGUGGUUGUAUUUAUACCAAACAAGUGGUUGUAUAAACUGUACAUACGCCUCUGGGCUGAACCUGUCCUGUUGCAAGGCGUCUCAUAUAUUCUUUAACGUGCAAUAAUUUAAAUGAAUAUAUUAGUGAUAAAUACAUGGAAUCUUCA